AUGGCAUAUCAACUCCUGGUGUCAGUGAGAACUAUAGCUACUCUACAUUGUAUAACUCUUACUUUGUUAUAUCUUGAAUCUGUUGGGACUGAGGAUGAGGAUGAUGACCUCCAGUAUGCUGAUCAUGAUUAUGAAGUACCACAACAAAAAGGAUUGAAGAAACUCUGGAACAGAGUAAAAUGGACAAGAGAUGAGGAUGAUAAGUUAAAGAAGUUGGUUGAACAACACGGAACUGAUGAUUGGACUCUAAUUGCUAGUCAUCUUCAAAAUCGUUCAGAUUUUCAGUGCCAGCAUCGAUGGCAGAAAGUUUUAAAUCCAGAAUUGAUAAAGGGUCCCUGGACUAAAGAAGAAGAUCAGAGGGUUAUUGAAUUAGUUCAGAAAUAUGGGCCAAAAAGAUGGUCUUUAAUUGCAAAACAUUUGAAAGGAAGAAUAGGCAAGCAGUGUAGAGAAAGAUGGCAUAAUCAUCUGAAUCCUGAGGUAAAGAAAUCUUCCUGGACAGAAGAGGAGGACAGGAUCAUCUAUGAAGCACAUAAGCGGCUGGGAAAUCGUUGGGCAGAAAUUGCCAAACUGCUUCCUGGAAGGACUGAUAAUUCUAUCAAAAAUCAUUGGAAUUCUACCAUGCGAAGAAAAGUGGAACAGGAGGGCUACUUACAAGAUGGAAUAAAAUCAGAACGAUCUUCAUCCAAACUUCAACACAAACCUUGUGCGACUAUGGACCAUUUGCAAACCCAGAAUCAGUUUUACAUACCUGUUCAGAUCCCAGGCUAUCAGUAUGUGUCACCUGAAGGCAAUUGCGUAGAACACGUUCAGACGACUUCUGCCUUUAUUCAGCCACCCUUCAUUGAUGAAGAUCCAGAUAAGGAAAAAAAAAUAAAGGAACUUGAGUUGCUUCUUAUGUCAGCUGAGAAUGAAGUUAGAAGAAAGCGAGUUUCAUCGCAACCUGGAAGCUUUUCUAGCUGGUCUGGUAGUUUCCUCAUGGAUGAUAGCAUGUCUAAUACUCUAAAUAGCCUCGAGGAGCACACUAGUGAGUUUUACAGUAUGGAUGAAAAUCAAACUCUGUCUGCUCAGCAGAAUUCACCCACAAAGUUCCUGGCCGUAGAGGCAAAUGCUGUGCUGUCCUCUCUACAGACCAUCCCAGAAUUUGCAGAGACUCUAGAACUUAUUGAAUCUGAUCCUGUAGCAUGGAGUGAUGUUACCAGUUUUGAUCUUUCUGAUGCUGCUGCUUCUCCUGUCAAGUCUACCCCUGUCAAACUAAUGCGAAUUCAACACAAUGAAGGAGCCAUGGGAUGUCAGUUUAAUGUCAGUCUUGUACUUGAAGGGAAAAAAAACAGUUGUAACAGUACAGACAGUGAGGCUGUUCCUGUAACAUCCCCAAAUGUGGCCAAGUUUAGCACUCCACCAACCAUCCUCAGAAAGAAGAGAAGAAUGCGAGUGGGUCAGUCCCCAGGCAGCGAACAUAGCGAUGGCUCCUUCAAUGAUGGUGGUAAUACAGCACUAAAACACACACCGGUGAAAACACUACCAUUUUCUCCUUCACAGUUUUUCAACACAUGCCCUGGAAAUGAACAAAUUAAUAUAGAAAAUCCUUCAUUUACAUCAACCCCUAUUUGUGGGCAGAAAGUUCUCAUUACUACUCCUCUUCAUAAGGAAACAACCCCCAAAGAUCAAAAGGAAAAUGUAGGGUUUAGAACACCUACUAUUAGAAGAUCUAUAUUGGGUACCACACCAAGAACUCCUACUCCUUUUAAGAAUGCGCUUGCUGCUCAAGAGAAAAAAUAUGGACCUCUUAAAAUUGUGUCACAGCCACUUGCCUUCUUGGAAGAAGAUAUUCGGGAAGUUUUAAAAGAAGAAACUGGAACAGACAUAUUCCUCAAAGAGGAAGAUGAACCUGGUUACAAAAGCUGCAAACAGGAGCAUACAGCUUCUGUAAAGAAAGUCAGAAAAUCACUGGUCUUAGAUAAUUGGGAAAAAGAAGAACCAGGGACUCAACUAUUGACUGAAGACAUUUCAGACAUGCAGUCAGAAAAUAUAUUUACAACAUCUUUAUUAAUGAUACCAUUAUUGGAAAUACAUGACAAUAGGUGCAACUUGACUCCUGAAAAACAAGAUCUAAAUUCAACCAACAAAACAUAUACACUUAAUAAAAAGAAACCAAACCCUAACACUUCUAAAGUUGUCACAUUGGAAAAGAAUCUUCAGUCAAAUUGUGAAUGGGAAACAGUGGUUUAUGGGAAGACAGAAGACCAACUUAUCAUGACUGAACAAGCAAGAAGAUAUUUGAGUACUUAUACAGCUGCCAGCAGCACUUCAAGAGCUCUCAUACUGUAA
Puma concolor (puma) is the source of this 2328-nucleotide messenger RNA. The record is from RefSeq and is a predicted model, not a curated record. Lineage: Eukaryota; Metazoa; Chordata; Mammalia; Carnivora; Felidae.